UUCUCAGCAUCCCCUCGGGUCCGUCCAGCAGCUCCUGUGUCCCGGGGUGUCUGGGCUGAAAGGCCCCUGUGGCUCUGAGAAAGGGACAGAGAGGUGGAGGCCGUGACAGAACACCAGGAAUUGGGGCCACUCCAGCCGCCGCGAUGCCGGGACUCCUCUCCGUGCUCCCCUGCCUGCUCCUCCUCUCCCUGCCGGGCCCCAGCGCCGGCUCCGAUGAUGACGGCAUCGUGGUGCUCACCACCAGCGGCCCCAUCCGGGGCAAGCACCUCCCGGCCGGCUCCGGCACGGUCACGGCCUUCCUGGGGGUCCCCUACGCCCAGCCCCCCGUGGGGGCCUUGCGCUUCCAGAAGCCGCUUCCCCACCAGCCCUGGAGCGACGUCCUGGAGGCCACCGGCUUCGGCCACGCCUGCCCCCAGCCUCCGCUUACUAGUUACCCCGACGCCUACAUGUGGAACUCCAAUAUUCCACAGUCCGAGGACUGUCUCUUCCUCAACGUGUGGGUGCCCCACCCCCGGCCCCCGGAGCCGGUCCCCGUCCUCGUCUGGAUCCACGGCGGGGCUUUCUUCUCUGGCGCUGCCUCCCUCGACGUCUACGAUGGCCGCUUCCUCGCCGCCGCCGAGAACGUGAUCGUGGCCUCC
Molecule: messenger RNA, 638 nt
Organism: Pelodiscus sinensis (Chinese soft-shelled turtle)
Lineage: Eukaryota; Metazoa; Chordata; Testudines; Trionychidae
Source: RefSeq, a predicted model, not a curated record